UACUCUGCAAGGGCCACAAGAGGAAACUGGAGCUCUUCUGUCAGGAUGAUCAGCAGCUUGUGUGUCUGGUGUGUCGAGACUCAAAACUACACAAAACUCACAACUUCAGUCCUGCUGGAGAAGCUGCCUCUGAGAUGAAGGAGGAGCUCAAGGCCAAACUGGAGCCUCUACAGGAGAAGCUGAAGGAGUUUGAGAAAGCUAAAGUUACCUGUGAUGAAACAGCUGAGUACAUUAAGACUCAAACCCAGAAUACAGAGAAGCAGAUCAAGGAGGAGUUUGAGAGGCUUCAUCAGUUUCUAAGAGAUGAAGAGGCAGCCAGGAUUGCUGCACUGAGGGAGGAAGAGAAGCAGAAGAGUCAGAUGAUGAAGGAGAAGAUUGAGAAGAUGAGCAGAGAGAUCUCAUCUCUUUCAGACUCAAUCAGAGCCAUAGAGGAGGAGAUGGGAGCUAAUGACAUCAUAUUCCUGCAGAACUACAAGAACACGGUGGAAAGAGCCCAGUGCACACUGCAGGAUCCAGAGAGGGUUUCAGGAGCUCUGAUCAAUGUGGCAAAGCACCUGGGCAACCUGAAGUUCAGAGUCUGGGAGAAGAUGAAGAAGAUUGUUCAGUACACUCCUGUCACUCUGGACCCCAACACAGCACACCCAAACCUGCUUCUGUCGGGGGAUCUGACCAGCAUGAGACUCUGUUACUAUGGGACACGGCGACCUCCCCAUGACCCUGCGCGGUUCUCAUACCACACCUGUGUCCUGGGCUCCGAGGGCUUCGACUCAGGCACGCACUGCUGGGAUGUGGAGGUGGGGGACAGCAACGGCUGGGAUGUGGGGGUGAAAACAGCGUCCAGCACGAGGCUGGGAUGUACGUCGUCUCGUACCUCUGGUGUCUGGCGCCUGUUUCAGGUCAGGGGUCAAUAUACAGCAGCUGAUUCGACCCAACAGCGCUCCCUGCUGGCAGUGAGACAGAAACCCCAGAGGAUCAGAGUGCAGCUGGACUGGGACAGAGGGAAGCUCUCAUUCUCUGACCCUGACAAUAACACACACUUACACACGUUCACACACACUUUCACUGAGAGUGUCUUGCCUUACUUCUGGACUGGGUUAAGCUCCUCGUCAUCUCUCAGGAUCUUACCGGUGAAGGCUGCAAUUACAGUAGGGCAGCUCAGCUAGAGCACAGGCUCCUGUUGCAGCAAACUAAUGGAGGGAAAACACUUCAGUAAAAGUGCAUUAGUAUUUUUGCAGUUCAAAAAUUUUUUUUGUCAUCUGAAACAUUGACAAUUUCACAUAAUAAAUGGUAUAGUGUUAAUAUGCUAAUCUUGCUUAAUUUGAACACCUACUCAAUGUUGUAAAUACUCUUCUCAUAUGAUGCAUUAAACCUGUGCUAUUUUCUUACUUAAGUCAUCUUGGUGUUUUAACUUUACUUUGAAUUAGGGCAACAUGUGUUAGCACUUGUAAGCACUUUGUAACCGGUUCCCACAGUACACCUGAAAUUCAGUGACUGUUACUGCCCUCACUGCAAACUCGGAGGACCCUACUGUACUUUAGAAAUCCCGACCUCCUUGCCAGGGUUAUAAAUAAUUUUGAUGUUGAUCAGAUGUAAUGCUGCAGAAGUGCGGUGGAUCUACUCUUUUGUGAAGCAGCCGCAAUAUGGAUU
Sardina pilchardus (European sardine) is the source of this 1647-nucleotide messenger RNA. RefSeq names its product zinc-binding protein A33-like. Gene Ontology annotation, biological process: protein ubiquitination. The record is from RefSeq and is a predicted model, not a curated record. Gene Ontology annotation, molecular function: ubiquitin protein ligase activity; protein binding; zinc ion binding. Gene Ontology annotation, cellular component: cytoplasm. Lineage: Eukaryota; Metazoa; Chordata; Actinopteri; Clupeiformes; Clupeidae.